AUGGCCAUUUGGAAUAGAGCAUCGCACUCGUCCGACGGCGGGAGCCCUCACCACUCGGAUCCUGAAUAUGGCGCCAAAUCAGAGUACCAGCAUGCGACUGGCGAGUUACCGCCCACCGACAGCGAGGGUGUUGUCGUCCACGCCGACCACGGACAUCUGCACCGUGGCCUGAAAUCGCGACACAUUACUAUGAUUGCCAUCGGUGGCGCUAUCGGAACUGGUCUCAUCAUCGGCACUGGCAAGGCUCUGGCGCAAUCUGGUCCCGGUUCAAUUCUCAUUGCUUACACCUCGGUCGGUCUCAUUGUCUAUGUUGUAAUGACUGCGCUUGGAGAGAUGGCUGCCUGGAUCCCCCACGCUUCUGGUUUUGCUGGCUAUGCGACGCGGUUCUGCGACCCGGCUCUUGGAUUCGCUCUUGGCUGGACGUACUGGUUUAAGUAUGUGAUUACGACGCCGAACCAACUUACUGCUACCGCCUUGAUUCUCUCAGAAUGGAAACACAGAGACGAAGUUAAUCCGGGUGUCUGGAUUGCCAUCUUUUUGGUCGCCAUCAUUGCCAUCAACUAUUUCGGUAUCAAGUUCUUUGGAGAGCUUGAGUUUUGGCUUAGUGCUAUCAAGGUCAUCACAAUUGUUGGUGUCAUUCUCUUGUCAUUCUUGUUGGCUGUCGGCGCUGGCCCUAACGGCGAAGCGACUGGCUUCAAGUACUACAAAGACCCCGGAGGUUUCAGGCCUUACAUCGCAACAGGCGACGCCGGAAAAUUCUUCGGUUUCUGGAGUUCUCUCGUCAACGCCGUUUUUGCCUACCUCGGAACCGAGCUCAUCGGAGUUACCGUCGGCGAGGCUCAAAACCCGCGCAAGACCAUCCCCCGCGCCAUCAAGCUGACCUUUUACCGAAUCCUGUUCUUCUACUGCCUCUCCGUCUUCUUCCUCGGAAUGCUCGUUCCCUACAACUCCUCAGAACUGUCAUUUGCCAACCAGGCCACCACCGGUGCUUCUGCCUCACCUUUUGUCGUCGCCAUCAAGCUAGCCGGAAUCAAGUACCUGCCCACGAUUGUCAACGCCGCCAUCCUCCUCUUCACCUUCAGUGCAUCCAACUCCGAUCUCUACAUCGCAUCGCGUACCAUCUACGGACUCGCCGUCGAGGGCCACGCCCCCAAGAUCUUCAAGUGGACCGACAAGCGCGGUGUGCCCGUUCCCGCUCUAGCCAUUUCCGCACUCCUCUGCUGCACAGCCUUCAUGAACGUAGCAGACGACGCCAAAACGGUAUUCGGCUACUUUGUCAACCUAACCACUAUUUUCGGUCUCCUCUCUUGGAUCUCGCUGCUGGUAACGCACAUUUGGUUCGUGCGCGCGCGCCGCGCUCAGGGCAUUACAAACGACCAACUGGCGUACACGGCGCCAUUCGGUCUGACGGGUUCUUACAUUGCCCUCUUCUUCUGCAUCUUGAUUGCUCUGACCAAGAACUUUUCUGCUUUUACAAAGGGGCCGUAUGGCAACUUUGAUGUUAAGACUUUUGUUACUGGAUAUCUUGGCAUCCCCAUCUACCUCUUCUGCAUCUUCGGCUACAAGUACACCAAGAAAUCCAAAAUGGUCCAGCCGCACCUCGCAGACUUCUACACCGGCAAGGCUGAAAUCGAUCGCGAGGAGGAAGUCUUCCUGGCCCAUGAGGCGGAGAAGAAGGCGAAUCAGACGGGCAAGGGUGGUUCGUGGUUCUACAAGACAUUUAUUGCUUGGUUGAUUUAG
Pyrenophora tritici-repentis Pt-1C-BFP is the source of this 1740-nucleotide messenger RNA. NCBI's taxonomy places the organism in Eukaryota, Fungi, Ascomycota, Dothideomycetes, Pleosporales, Pleosporaceae. The record is from RefSeq and is a predicted model, not a curated record.